CUUGUUAUUACCUCAUACAGGCAGGCAGUCAAUGGAGGGAAGCGGUCACCGAGAUGUGCUCAUAUUAAUAAUAAACAAAGUAGAGCUCGUCUUUGACCAAACUUAGCUCUGGAAACAUCCACAACAGAUUUAAAUUGGCUUUUAUUUAUUUAUGUAUUUAUUUUUUUGUACCACAUUCUGAUAGUGGCUAUUUGCAUUUAUAUUAAUCCUCGCGUUGGCAUAGGCCCCAUUCGGAUACACAAGGCCUUGUGUGUUUGUGUAAUAAUAUAUUGUUAUUACAGGUUGCUUGUGCAUUCCAAAUUCAUAUACAAAUGGCGGAUCAGAAUGCUUUGUCAAUGCAACAGUUUUUGGACAGGAGUUGUUGGGUGUGCUUUGCAACAGAUGAAGAUGACCGCACAGCUGAGUGGGUGAGGCCAUGUAGGUGCAGAGGAUCCACGAAAUGGGUUCAUCAGGCCUGUCUGCAACGCUGGGUUGAUGAGAAACAGAGAGGCAACAGUACUGCCAGAGUGGCCUGCCCGCAGUGCAAUGCAGAAUACCUCAUAAUGUUCCCAAAACUAGGUCCUGUAGUGUAUGUCCUGGACCUUGCAGACCGUCUGAUCUCCAAAGCCUGUCCCUUUGCUGCAGCAGGGAUUAUGGUGGGGUCAAUCUACUGGACAGCAGUGACCUACGGUGCCGUUACAGUCAUGCAGGUGGUAGGACACAAAGAAGGCCUUGAUGUCAUGGAGAGGGCGGAUCCUCUGUUCCUUCUCAUUGGGCUCCCCACAAUCCCAGUCAUGCUGAUUUUGGGCAAGAUGAUUCGCUGGGAGGACUACAUACUAAGAUUGUGGCGCAAGUAUUCCAACAAGCUACAGAUUUUGAACAGUAUUUUCCCAGGGAUCGGAUGCCCUGUUCCUCGUAUUCCAGCUGAGGCCAGCCCUCUAGCAGAUCAUGUUUCAGCGACUCGCAUUCUCUGUGGGGCACUGGUGUUCCCAACAAUUGCCACCAUAGUGGGAAAGCUAAUGUUCAGCAGUGUCAAUUCUAACCUACAAAGGACGAUUCUGGGAGGAAUUGCCUUUGUUGCCAUAAAAGGAGCCUUCAAGGUGUACUUCAAGCAGCAGCAGUAUUUGCGCCAAGCUCACCGCAAAAUUCUAGAUUAUGCUGAGCAAGAGGAAGCUUGAGAAGAUGUAGAUGUGAAGCAAGGAACUCUGACUGCUGUACAGUGCAUCUUAUUAUUCACUACGUUAGAUUGUGCUGAAUUGGUUCCAUCUGUAACGUUUGCUAUAUGGGAUUAACUUUAACUGCUGGUUCUUUAUUUUCUCAAACGUAAUAAAAGCACUUUCUGAUGGCGAUACUAAUGGGGGAGAGAAAAAACCAAAUAGUCAUCUUUGAACCCAAAAAUGUGAUUUUUUUUUUAAAAACAUUUUAUUAUCGUCCAUAUCAUUACAGUUGUAGCAUGUUUUGACAUUAAUCUGAUCUGGUACUGAUGUUUUGUAACAGUGGGAAAGGGUAGGUGUUGGAGGGUUAAAAAUAUUUAAUAGCUAAAGACGGCUUGUAUUCUUUUGCUAGAGAAUGAUCUUUCUGUUGUCUGUUGGAAGUUACCAGUCAUUCCUCAGUCCAGCACAAAAACUCUUAUCUGAUUUAUUGGGACAUUUGAAACAAUUAUCUUGUUAACUUUUUUAGCUUUUGUAACAUCUCUGUCUAUUAUACAUUUUUACUUUCACCCUUAUCAGCUCCAUUGGGGAGCAGACACCUUAGCAGACCUGCUAUGAUUCACAGCGAGCAGGCACUGCCAAAAUGUCAGCAUGAUCGCUUCUCACUUCAUGCUUCAAGAUUGCAUGGGAUUUUAUUUUAUGUACUAGUCAGUGAUAAUAUUGCACAUUCGGGGAAAAAAUGCUCCACAAAUAGACAUAUACAUGUACAAACAUCUUUAAAUCUUUACUUUCACUCUAAAAUUGGGAUUUUGGUUAAUUGUUUCAAUUUCUGGAAAAUACUGCAAUCUUUCUCUGUUAGAUUGUGUGAAUAUACAAGAGAGUUGUAUUUUUGGUUUUUAAUAAAUGUUUUGAAAUCAUUUGUCUUUCUUUUCUAUCUGUGUUAUAAUCCCUACAUUACAGGUUGCAUUACUCAUGUUUGGUAUUCUAGUGUUGACUGUUUUGCACCCCAAAGGACAAGGUAGAGAACCUUUUUUGAUGUGGGUUAAGGAAACACUGGACACUAGACAACUUUAUCACUGCGGUCAGGGAAAGGCUCCCCUUAAUUUCAUCCAUUUAUUGUUAGUGUCAUAGAACUGAACACAGUGGCCAAAGCCAAUAUGUGUAUUGUUUUAUAUGUUGUCCUUUCACAUGAAGUAAACAUUUCUAUUAAGUGACUUAAUUGAGUUGCCUGACCGUGUUUAAAUGCAGUUUUCUUUGUCAGUAAUAUUACAGAAAUACUGCAACUGUAAUAAUAUGCCAAUUUGUUAGCAUGUGUUUAGUGCAUGGCAACCAAGAGGUUUCUUUCUAAUAACAAAUACUUAAAACAGUAUAUAAUUAUGUUGGUAGGUGUUUAAUAUAGGAUGUAUUUACUAAACUGAAAUAUCUUUAAAAUAUGAAAAUAAUAUAUGAAUGAUAUGAAAUAUUUAAUGUACAUGUUUUGAAAUCCUGACAAUUUGUAUACAUUGUGCUUUUUCUUUUUUUUUUUUACAACUGAUUAUAUUAGGGUAGUUUAAGGAAACAAUAAAGAAAAUAAAGGGCGGAUGCAGAAAUGGUUGUAUUUGUAUCUAAUUCAGAAAGGCACAAAUACAGUGGGCCAAAGUGGUAUUAUGAUGAUUUGGGUGUAAAUGGCACUCAUUUUGUUGGCCACAGUUUGUGUCUGCAGUGCAGCUGGCUCAUUUUCACCACCAUGAAUCAUGGCAACAAUUUUACAUCAUAACAUGUUUAAUGCAUUUGACUUGUUUGUUAUAAAUAUUUCUUUUAAAGUGCUAAAAGCUCUGUUUGCCUUGUAUAAAACUGUAUGCAUUGUACAGCAAAUGCCCUCUGACUGUUUCAUGGUUGAUGAUUUAAAUUGUGAAUAAAUGUAUUUUUACACCGA
Molecule: messenger RNA, 3045 nt
Organism: Polyodon spathula (Mississippi paddlefish)
Lineage: Eukaryota; Metazoa; Chordata; Actinopteri; Acipenseriformes; Polyodontidae
Product: E3 ubiquitin-protein ligase MARCHF5
Exons: 6
Coding region: 312-1157 (281 amino acids)
Molecular function (GO): zinc ion binding
Source: RefSeq, a predicted model, not a curated record